This is a messenger RNA of Helianthus annuus (common sunflower), 423 nucleotides long. RefSeq lists its product as uncharacterized. Bases 1 to 423 code for a protein of 140 amino acids. The transcript has a single exon. The record is from RefSeq and is a predicted model, not a curated record. NCBI's taxonomy places the organism in Eukaryota, Viridiplantae, Streptophyta, Magnoliopsida, Asterales, Asteraceae.
AUGUUACAGAUAAAGUUGUUCAAACUUCAUGCGGUGGCCUAUAAGGUUCUCAAUCAUAUCGAUGACACUCCACCGCCCCCAAAACCUGCUGAUAACUACGGUGAUUGGAAGGAGAUCGAUGCACUAGUUCUGCAAUGGAUAUAUAGCACCAUCUCAGAUGACUUACUGGUGCGUAUUCUGGAUACCGAUUCUACUGCACGUGCUGCUUGGGUUAAGAUUGAGAAAAUUUAUCUCAGCAACAAGAAAGCUCGAGCUGCUGCACUUGAAACAAAAUUCUGCAAUCUUACCCUUGCCGCUUCUUCAUCCCUAGACGAUUACUGUCAACAUCUGAAGGAACUUGCUAAUCAACUGAGUGAUCUGGAUCACCCGGUUACCGAGUCUCGACUCGUAUUACAACUUGUUCAUGGGUUACCAGCGGAGUAG